Messenger RNA from Entrophospora candida, 399 nucleotides. NCBI's taxonomy places the organism in Eukaryota, Fungi, Glomeromycota, Glomeromycetes, Entrophosporales, Entrophosporaceae. The record is from the annotation of a GenBank genome assembly.
AUGUCACGGAAAUUUUGUCCAGGGAGUGUAAAUCCAAUUGCUCGUGAUUAUGAUUUUGCAUUGAAAAUCACCUAUGAAAUGUCAAAAGUUACUUUUUCCUGUGAAGAUGAUAGAAGAGAGAGUUUUAAAAAUUGUUUUUACAAGACAUAUAAAAUGUCACUUAACCAAUACACUUUUGGUAGUAAUAAUAUCACUACAGAUGGAACUAUAUUUGGGGUCCUUAUCAAACCCAUAAAUGGUAAAGUUGUCUUUAUAGAUUAUGAUUGGGUUGACGAGAAUGGAAAAGCAACAUAUCCUCCAUUCCUGAACCUUGGUAUUCCUCGUCAUCAUGAUGCCAGUCCAGGUGGUCGCAUUGUGAAAGAACAUGACGAAUUUAUGGUGAACAGAUACAAACAUUGA